Molecule: messenger RNA, 969 nt
Organism: Clupea harengus (Atlantic herring)
Lineage: Eukaryota; Metazoa; Chordata; Actinopteri; Clupeiformes; Clupeidae
Product: odorant receptor 131-2-like
Biological process (GO): G protein-coupled receptor signaling pathway; detection of chemical stimulus involved in sensory perception of smell
Cellular component (GO): membrane
Molecular function (GO): olfactory receptor activity; G protein-coupled receptor activity; odorant binding
Source: RefSeq, a predicted model, not a curated record
AUGGCUCUGAAUGAGUCUGGGCAGGAGGACGUUCUGAUCGCUCACCAGCAGAUGUUCCAGGUCCAGUUGACCGCUGAGGGACCGCUGACCAAACUCCUGGUGGCCGUCUUCAUGUCGGCCCUCUUCAUCUCCGUCAACAGCAUCAUGUUCGUCACACUGCGGAGCAAGGCUGUGUUCAGAGACACCCCCCGCUACGUGCUCUUCGCUCACAUGCUCUGCAACGACUCCAUCCAGCUGCUGUUCUCCUCACUGAUGUACAUCAUUUCCUUGUGUUAUGUUCAGGUGGCCAAAGCCGUGUGCUCCAUUUUAAUCCUAGUCACUGCCUCCACGUCACGAAACGCUCCCAUAAAUCUAGCUGUGAUGUCCCUGGAGCGUUACGUGGCCAUUUGCUUUCCUCUGCGCCACGGUGAGAUUGCCACCAAGAGGAGAACAGGUGCAGCCAUCUCUGUCAUUUGGUUCUUUGGGGCGGUGAAUCCUAUCAUCGACAUUCUCUACACCUCGGCCACCGACCCCACAUUCUUCGGCGAGCGCAUGUUCUGCACACGGGAGAGAAUAUUCACCGCGCCAUGGCAACGGGAGCUGUUUGAGGGCCUCAAUGCCUUCUACUUUGUCGCCGUGACGCUGAUCAUUGUCUUCACCUACAUCAGUGUGAUGGUUGCAGCUCGAUCUGCCUCCAGUAAUAAAGAAUCGGCAAAGAAAGCCCACAGCACUCUCUUGCUGCACCUCAUCCAGCUGGGCCUGUGCCUUAACACACUGGUGUUCGGCAGCAUAGAGAGGCUUCUGGCCAUGACCAGCAGCAGUCGUCUGUUCAUGGACCUGCGCUACGUCAACUUUCUCCUUGUUCUCAUUCUGCCUCGGUGCCUGAGCCCCCUGAUCUACGGCCUGAGGGAUGAUACCGUGCGGCCCUUGUUCUUGUUUUAUUUACAGUGUAGCACGCACAGAGUCAAGCCUAAUGUCAAUAUGCACUGA